Molecule: messenger RNA, 9126 nt
Organism: Notolabrus celidotus (New Zealand spotty)
Lineage: Eukaryota; Metazoa; Chordata; Actinopteri; Labriformes; Labridae
Product: microtubule-associated serine/threonine-protein kinase 1-like
Exons: 27
Coding region: 1350-6386 (1678 amino acids)
Biological process (GO): intracellular signal transduction; peptidyl-serine phosphorylation
Molecular function (GO): magnesium ion binding; ATP binding; protein serine/threonine kinase activity
Source: RefSeq, a predicted model, not a curated record
UCCUCUGAUCUGGAUUCAAAGCACUCAAACACAUGAAGCCACAGUCUCAUGUGAAGCAGUUGUGGGCGGGGCCAGGUAGAUGUCAAUCAAGAUGUCAUUGGCCACGCCCACAUUGCAGAAUCAGCUGUUUUUAACCUGGUGUUCUCACAGUACUGUAUAGUGUUGAUGUUUUAUGUUGUAAUCACACUCUUCCUCAUGUUUGUGUUUGCAUUAAUUAAGAUUCAGAGCACUUCAAACCCUGAACCCUGUCUCUGUGUGAGUCCUGUGUCGCUGUCUGUGGUGCUGAAUGUGACUUUAAGACUCUCACACACAUUUCCACCCUUCCUCUCUGAUCCUGAACAAUGUGAUCAUGUUUAUUAUAAAGAAGAAGAAGCAGCCUGGGUGGGUCUGAACAGCCCUCCCGGACCCGGGUCGGAUGCUCCUUCCUCUUCCUCCUCUUCCUCCUCUUCUUCAUUCAUGAGGAGGGACUCUGCUGCGCGCAGGCUGGGAGGAGGGGCGAGAGGGAAUCCCAGGAAAGGGUUACAGAUAUCGCGUUGCUGCUGUCGCCCCGUCCACUCACCAGCUCCAGAGGAAGUGGAUUGUUGAAGUGAAGCGACGGAUGAAUGAAGCUGAUUCAAGCUGUAACUUUGUGUGUUUGUAAAGAGGGGGUAAAGCGGGGUGAUGUUAGGGGACCGGACAGGCUCAGCGGUGAUGUCAGCCCGGCCCAGGAGCUCCGGGAUGAAGCUCUGAGCAGCAGAGUGUGAAAUAAUCGCCUGGUAGCUGAGCUCUGGACACGCUGUCCUUUUGGAAGUGAACGUAGGAAGCAGCUCUCGGUUCUGCAGGAGAGACUGGAGCAGAAGAGGAACUUGCUCCUUCAUGGACUGUGUCUUUGCUGGGAUUGCUCGGGCCUCCUGUGGGCAGCAUCAAGGCGCACAGACCUCUGGCACAAUGUCAAGGAUGCUGAGGGACGGAGCGCAGCCUGCAGAGAGAGAGGCAUGACUCUCCGAGGCGCAGGACUCAGGUCAGGAGAGGAGCUGAGGGCAGACAGACAUGGGACCGGGACUGCAUGAAAUCUGUCUAUUUUCUUGGUCUUCCUCUUCGACGUGACACCGGACUCCCCCCUUCUCUCUCUCUCCCUCUUACUCUCCCUCCCCCUCUCUCUCUUUCUCUUUCACUUCGUGUGUUUGCGCCGUUUUGGUUCCUGUGCGCCCGGACGCUCCUCCUGCUCCUCCUGCUCCUGCUGCUGUGCAGAUCGGAUGUAAACCGGAUUGUGUGCUGCAGUCCUUCUGGGUCUGAACUCAGAUUCUUGAGGGGGGUGAAGAGCCUGUUUGUUGAGGGGAAAUCCCCGCCAGGAUCCCCUUCAUUACGCCAUGGAUGACUCGGGGAUAAUACGGCGCCGGAGGCUGCAGAAGGAUUUGCCCCUGCCUCGCAAGAACAGCAGUUGUCGAACGAGCAACAGGAAGAGUCUGAUCCUGACCACGACGUCCCCCACGCUGCCCCGCCCACACUCCCCUCUGCCCCUCCCUGGACACCUCGGAAGCAGCCCGCUGGACAGCCCACGAAACUUCUCCCCCAGCAACCCGGCACACUUCUCCUUCACCUCCUCCAGAAGCAGAGCGGAUGGACGGCGGUGGUCUUUAGCGUCUCUGCCCUCCUCUGGAUAUGGCACCAACACUCCGAGCUCCACAUCCUCCAGCUCCUCUCAGGAGCGGCUGCACCAGCUGCCCUUCCAGCCGACCAUGGACGAGCUCCACUUCCUGUCGAAGCACUUCGGCAGCACCGAGAGCAUCACGACGGACGACGACGGGGGACGCUGCUCUCCCCACAUGCGUCCUCGCUCCCGCAGUCUCAGCCCGGGAAGAUCCUCCUCCUGCUACGACAACGAGAUCGUCAUGAUGAACCAUGUGUACAAAGAGCGCUUUCCAAAGGCCACGACUCAGAUGGAGGGGAGGCUGAACGAGUUCAUUCAGGCUUUCUCUCCUGAAAGCGUUCUCCCUCUGGCCGACGGCGUCCUCAGCUUCAUCCAUCACCAGAUCGCCGAGCUCUCCAGAGACUGUCUGGCCAAAGCUCGGGAGGGUCUCAUCACGUCGGUGUACUUCUUCGAGCUGCAGGAGAACCUGGAGAAGCUGCUGAACGAUGCCUUCGAGCGGUCAGAAAGUGACGAGGUCACCUUCGUCACAGAGCUGGUGAAGAAACUCCUCAUCAUCAUCUCCCGACCGGCCCGGCUCCUGGAGUGUCUGGAGUUUAACCCGGAGGAGUUCUACCAUCUGCUGGAGGCGGCCGAGGAUCACGCCAAGGAGGGUCACCUGAUGAAGACGGACAUCCCUCGUUACAUCAUCAGCCAGCUGGGGAUGACCAGAGACCCCAUCGAAGAGAUGGUAAACCUGGAUUGUUACGACAGCGAGGGCCCGCUCACACCGGAAACAGACGACUCCACGGAGGGUAAGAUUCGAGCCAUGAAACCACCCGGAGAAGCCGACUUCCAGACCAUCAAGCUGAUCAGUAACGGGGCUUACGGUGCCGUGUACCUCGUGCGACACCUGGACACCCGCCAGCGAUUUGCAAUGAAGAAGAUCAACAAGCAGAACCUGAUCCUGAGGAACCAGAUCCAGCAGGCCUUCGUGGAGAGAGACAUCCUCACCUUCGCAGAGAACCCCUUCGUGGUCUCCAUGUUCUGCUCCUUUGAGACCCGGAGACACCUGUGCAUGGUCAUGGAGUACGUUGAAGGAGGAGACUGUGCCACGCUGCUGAAGAACAUCGGGGCUCUGCCGGUGGAGAUGGCACGCAUGUACUUUGCAGAGACCGUGCUCGCUCUGGAGUACUUGCACAACUACGGCAUCGUGCACCGGGACCUCAAACCUGACAACCUCCUGAUAACCUCGAUGGGUCACAUCAAGCUCACAGACUUCGGCCUCUCUAAGAUGGGUCUGAUGAGUCUGACCACCAACCUGUAUGAAGGCCACAUCGAGAAGGACACGCGGGAGUUCUUGGACAAACAGGUGUGUGGGACUCCGGAGUACAUCGCCCCUGAAGUGAUUCUCCGUCAGGGUUACGGGAAGCCGGUGGACUGGUGGGCGAUGGGCAUCAUCCUGUACGAGUUCCUGGUGGGCUGUGUGCCUUUCUUUGGAGACACUCCAGAGGAUCUGUUUGGACAGGUCAUCACAGAUGACAUCAUGUGGCCUGACGGGGACGAAGCUCUCCCUCUUGAUGCCCAGAACCUGAUCUCCUCCCUCCUGCAGAGGAAUCCGCUGGUUCGACUUGGCACAGGUGGUGCUUUUGAAGUGAGGCAGCAUUCAUUCUUCACCGAGGUAAACUGGAACAGCUUGCUGAGACAGAAGGCCGAGUUUAUUCCCCAUCUUGAGUCAGAGGAAGACACCAGUUAUUUUGACACCCGGUCUGAGCGUUACCAUCAUGUCCAAUCCUACGACGAAGACGACACCAACGACGAUGAGCCCGUGGAGAUCCAUCGCUUCUCCUCCUGCUCCCCUCGCUUCAGCAAGGUGUACAGCAGCAUGGAGCACCUGUCCCAGCUGGAGCAUAAACACCCUGGAGUGACCCUAAGGGAGCACAAAGUCCCCCGGGAGGACCGAGUGGCCAAAAGAGAAAGUCUGGGCAGCUUCACCCUCAGAGACAAGAGCUGGAGGACUGGAUCACCUGAGAUGAAGCGCUUGUCCUGCUCAGAGUCCUCCUUCCUGGAGAGCGACUCCAGCCCUCCCUCAGGGGCACGGAGACGCUUCUCCGCCCUCAUGGACACACACCGCCUGGCCUCUCCGCUGGAGGUGGACUCUGAGGUUACCGUCCCCAGCAGGCAGCAGCCGGUGAAGGCGAGGGGGGUGUCUCUGGAAGGAGCCAUGGGUGCUGUCAGCGCUCAAAUCGACCAGAGACAGAUACUUAAAGAAAGCAACGGGAUCACGGCUGCAGAAAAGCUUCUGAGACCUGCCGAUGCAUCAGUGCCGAUACAAGGCAGUCCUCCUGUUCUGGGGAUCCCAGACCCACAGGGGCCUCGUGGGGCGACCACAGACCUGGUCCUGCGGAGAGUUCGCCACCAGCAGCUCUCGGCUGAGGGAGAGAAACGCAACUCACGACCGGGAACCAAAGUCAUCAAGUCUGCUUCUGCUACCGCUCUGUCCGUCAUCAUUCCUGCAGUGGAACAACACGUCGCCUCCCCUCUGGCGAGCCCCAUGUCUCCACGCUCGCUCUCGUCCAACCCGUCCUCCAGAGACUCCUCCCCCAGCAGAGACUACUCUCCCAUGGUCAACGUCGUUCACUCUCCGGUCACCAUCCACCGCUCGGGGAAGAAGUACGGCUUCACCCUGCGAGCCAUCAGGGUCUACAUGGGGGACAGCGACGUGUACAGCGUUCAUCACAUGGUCUGGCACGUGGAGGAUGGAGGUCCAGCCCAGUCUGCUGGACUCAGUGCCGGUGACCUCAUCACACAUGUAAACGGGGAGUCAGUCCACGGUCUGGUCCACACAGAGGUGGUGGAGCUCAUCCUGAAAAGCGGGAGCAAGGUGACAGUUACAACCACUCCGUUUGAGAACACCUCCAUAAAAGUGGGACCCGCCCGCAAGUCCAGCUAUAAAUCCAAGAUGGCACGAAGGAGCAAGAGGACGGGAGCCAAGGAGGGACAAGAUAAGAAACGCAGCUCCCUCUUCAGGAAGAUCACCAAGCAGUCCAACCUGCUGCACACCAGCCGCAGCCUCUCCUCUCUGAACCGCUCGCUGUCAUCCGGAGACAGUCUCCCAGGAUCCCCGACCCACAACCUGUCCGCCAGAUCGCCCACACAGACGUACCGCUCGGCUCUGGAGUCCCCGUACCUGGGUACCUCCUCUCAGAGCAGCUCUGCAGCAUCCAGCACCCCAAACUCUCCGGCCGCCUCCCACCACAUGAGACCCAGCUCUCUGCACGGCCUGUCCCCGAAGCUCCACCGUCAGUACCGCUCUGCACGCUGCAAGUCUGCCGGUAACAUCCCCCUGUCCCCCCUCGCCCACACCCCCUCCCCCACCACCUCCUCUCCUCCGCCUCUCAGCGGGCACACGGUGGGGAGCUCCAACACCACACAGAUGUUUCCUGCCAAGCUGCACUCCUCUCCUCCCGUCGCUCGCCCUCGACCUAAGAGCGCAGAGCCGCCCCGGUCCCCUCUGCUGCAGCGGGUUCAGUCAGCAGAAAAGCUCGGCGCCCCGAUCCUGCCUUCUUCCUCUUCAUCAUCAUCCUCGCCUUCACCCCUGACAGGCGGGGUCUCUCUACGCAAACACAGCCUGGAGGUCUCACACGGAGACUACAGGAGGGAGUCCUUCCACUGUGAGCACAGCCUGCAGAGUCUGCUGGAGAUGGAAGGAGAGAACGGACCUGCUCCUCCCUCGCCUUCAUCCUCCUCCUCUCCCUCGCCUCCCAUGGGCGGGGAGAUCGCAGGUCUGAAGCCGGCUCGCAGGAUGGGGAGGCAGGAGUCGCCGCUCAGCCGGGAUACGAUGCUCACAACGAGAGAGAAGGACACACAGACGACACUGUCUGAACUCGCAGGGAAGAAAAUGGAGAGCGUGGCGGCUAAAGCGGACGCCAAGAGCAACGUCACUGAAAGUAAAACCGCUGCUGAGGUCUUAAAAAAGGAUGUAAGUGUCUCUGCUGUGGACACAAAGUCCAGUCCAGCUGCAGAGGCCAAACCGAGCGCAGGAGACAAACCCCAAACUGCAAGCAGCUCCAACUCUGAGGCGACCGUCUGCAAGAGUAAACUCAGCGAGAAGAGCUCGACGCCACUCGCAUCAAAGGGCGUCCAACCACAGGACGCCAAGCAGCAGGGGGACAGCAGGGCAGCAGCUAGACCUCAGGAAGGCACGGAGGAGAAAGGUAGACCCGCUGCUGGAUCAGAGAGAGUCAGCAUGCAGAAGGUGCAACCUGCAGAGGCGUCCAAGCAACGCCGAGGUCCAGAGAGAGGAGACAAGACCACAGAGACCGUCAAGGUGAAAGGACCUGCACCCCCCGUCCCCACCCAGGUCCAGACGCACCCUGCAGUCAGACCUAAAGUGGAGAAAGUCUCGAGCAGUUACCGCGGCGCCAAAGAGGAGAGGACCCACCUGGAGGUCCUUGAGGAGAACCCCAUGUCCCCUUCCUCAAUCACAGCCUCACCCUUCUCCAGCAAGUCCCGCCCCGUGUCCCCGGGCGACAAAGCCAGCUUCGUCACCCAGCUGACCAGCGUGGCCAAAACCGUCCUCGGGCCCAUGAAGAGCGGGUCCCAAGAAGGGGCUAAAGCGAAGGACGGCUCUAAGUCCGGAGAGGAGAAGCGAGGGGGCGCGGCGGGGAAACCGGAGCCUCAGUCUGGAGGCGGACGCAGAGGAGGUCAGGGGGCGACUUCAGCGAGCGCUAACCAGCAGGAGAGAGGAAGCGGCCGCAGCUCGAAGCAUCACUGGUGAUACAGAAAGGUUAAAAAGAACUCAAACUCUCCCAUGUAAUGCCUUCUAACUGUAGCAUCACACAUAUCAUGAGUCACCAUGGCGUCAGACGGACGGAGGGGGAUCCAACGCCUGAAGAAAAAAGACCAAAUACUCCACAUGUGGACACGAGAGGUGGGAACAAAGAUGCAUCAGCCCUGUUUGAAAUGUGUGUGCUCAUGGUUUCAUAACGUAGGCCUGUGUAUGUUCUGUGUGUUCUUCAUCAUGUGAUGUACAUAGAGAAACGUCUUAAUGCAUGUAAAGAGAAAGAAUAUCUAAAAAAAAGUUAAGAAUCUACGCAGACCUGAAGGUAGAGAUCACUGUGAACACCUUUAACAGGAAACUGUUAAAUACGAGUAAACUGAGGACUGUGUGUAAUGAUGGACGACACGACUACACCUCCAAGUGAAGCCAAAAUACUCUGAGGCUGACAUUUUAUGAUAACCAAAACACCUUUUAACUCACCAGUAAAACCACAAAGAUCCCUCAGGUCAGUACAGGCCUCAGCUGAACUGGCUGUACGCUCUACCUCCCCGUGAUCCUCCAUUCCAAAGGAGAGAAAAGGAGAAGACUCUGCAGAGAGAAAUAUUAAAAACAGGCCGGGACGGUAGAAGCAGGGCAAGAAGCUGGCUAGGGAUAGGCUUCAUCAGGCUAGGCUGUACGCUCUACCUCCUAGUAAUCCUCCAUUCCAAAGGAGAGAGGAAAGAACAACAAAGAGAAAAGCCUGUAGAGAGAUGCUAAAAAGAAACAGGGAGGAAGGAGCCAAAGCAGGGAUCUUAAAAAGGUUAGGCUGUAUGCUCCACCUCCCUGUAAUCCCCCAUUCCAAAGGAGAAAGGACAGAAAAACACAGAGAAGAGCCUGUAGUGAGAUAUAAGAAAGAGGAGAGGGAACGCAGAGCCAGGGUGGGAAUCUUAAAGGGAUAGAGUUCACCGUGGUCAUGUUAGGCUGUACGCUCUACCUUCCUCUGCUCUCCAAUUUAAAGAGGGAAUGGAGAGAAACAAAGGAAGACAGUUUUAGAAGAAAGAAAGGAAAGGGAAAGCAAGGUUGAGAAGCUUGUUCGAACAAGAGCUUAUCCCCCUCAGAACAGGGUGUACGCUCAACUUUCCCCCACUCCCCAAUUUUCACAAGGGAAUGAAGAGAAGUGAAGACAAGUUUAGAGAUAUCAGAAAGAAGACAGGAAAGAUACAGCCAAGGCAAGAAGCGUGUUUGGAAAAGAGCUUAUCUUCGCUAGGUUAGGCUGUACGCUCAAUCUUCCUGCAGUUCCCCAUUUUUAUGAGGAAAGGGGGGAAGAGAGGAAGAAACAAUGAAGAGAUGAGACUGUAGAGUGAUGUUGCAAAGAGGACAGGGGAGAUAGAGCCAGAGCAAGAAUCUGAAAUGGGCUAGGCUGUACACUCUACCUCCCCCUACGCCUCCAUUUACAUGAUUGAUGAGAAGAGAGAGGAACAAAGAGUCUGUAGAGAGAUACUAGAAAGAGGAGAGGGACUGUAGAGCCAUGGUUGGAAUCUUAAAGGGAUAGAGUUCACCGUGGUCAUGUUAGGCUGUACGCUCUACCUUCCUCUGCUCUCCAAUUUCAUGAGGGAAUGGAGAGAAACAAAGGAAGACAGUUUUAGAAGAAAAACAGGGAAGGGAAAGCCAGGGCUGAGAGGCUUGGGAAAGAGCUUAUCCUUGUUGGGUUAGACUGUAUGCUCAACCUCCCCAGGGUUCCCCCCUUCAAUGAGAGGAGAGAAAAACAGAGGAGAGUGUGAGGACAGGGAAGGCAAAGCCUUGUUUGGGCUGGAGUUCACCCUCACCAGGUUAGACUGCACGCUCUACCUCCUCCUUCGCCUCCAUUUUCAUGAGAGACGAGAGGAACGAAGAGUCUGUAGAGAGAUGUAAAGAAGACAGGAAGAGCAGAACCAGAGACUCGAGGUCGCCCCCAUCAGGUUCGGCUGUUUGCUCUACCUCUCCCUCCUCUACAUGUUUGAGAACAUCUAUCGACAUGUGUUUGGAUUUUCUGGUCCGAUGUGUUAACAAGGAGGAAGCAGGUUUUAUGACCCGUCAGAAGGGGGAGUGCUAAAUGUUUUGGCUUCACUGUUAGGGAGCUGUCAUGUCGUCCAUCUUUCCCCACAGUCUUUGGUGUGAACAAGCUGGAUUCUGUUGUAAACGGGCAUUACUCACAUUUUAAAUCAGCUCCAGUGCCAUCACUGAGUUCAGCCGAGUCAUCAGAAACCAACACAUCCUGUCUCCCUCCUUCGUUAGAUUAAGAGAUCAGUCUCAGAGCGACGACGGAAAACUGGACCGAGACACCAAAACCGCCGAGUAAAGAUGGAGUCAGGUAGCUUCAGACGUGUUCAAGGGCUGGAUUCAGUGAUCGGAAACAGGAAGGGGAGGUGAACUUGCACAGGGACGCUAUGCAAUGUGCGAAUAACGCCACUUUUUGGUGUCCCCCGAUAUCGACGUUUACAUUGUGCUCAAGAAGAAGAAGAAGAAGAAGAAGAAGAAGAAGAAGAAGUAACGGAGAAAAGGGUUGCAAUAAGCCGAGCUAACACUUUGAGUUUUAAAUGUUCUCCAUUCAUCUUAGUGAAACGUGCAAUGAUACAGUUAUUUAACAAACUAGUGAGACAAAGUAAAGAGCCAAAACGGAUCAGAGAGGUGAAGCUCUCUCUCUCUCUCUCUCUCUCUCUCUCUCUCUCUCUCUCUCUCUCUCUCUCUCCUCUCUCUCUCUCUCUCUCCUCUCUCUCUC